Gadus morhua (Atlantic cod) is the source of this 2673-nucleotide messenger RNA. RefSeq names its product retinoid X receptor, alpha a (gene rxraa). Gene Ontology annotation, molecular function: zinc ion binding; sequence-specific DNA binding; nuclear steroid receptor activity. Lineage: Eukaryota; Metazoa; Chordata; Actinopteri; Gadiformes; Gadidae. The transcript has 11 exons. Gene Ontology annotation, cellular component: nucleus. The coding region runs from base 327 to 1844 and encodes 505 amino acids. The record is from RefSeq and is a predicted model, not a curated record. Gene Ontology annotation, biological process: regulation of DNA-templated transcription.
UUGUACAGCGCGAGCGAAAGAGAGAGAGACAGCGAGAGCGAGAGAGGAGUGUGCGCGUGUAUGUGUGUGUGUAAGUGCUACCGAGAGAGCGAAAAGAAGGAGGGGGAAAAAACAAUACGUGCAUUUUUUUUUUGUCCAUCGCAUAUUGCUCUUAGGUUAGACUGUCACUUUGGCUGUGUUUUCGUCGCGCGAGUAUUGCCUCUUGAAAACCUGUACCACCAGCACCAGCACCACCCAGAGCCACGCAGAGUCCUGGUCUGAGCAGCAGCCCCCCGAAAAAGUCCCAACGCGGCGGUUUCAGCGGGCAUGAGCUAACCCAGCCCGACAUGGAGACCAAACCGUUCCUGUCACUGGGGUUCCUGAAGCCCCAGUGCUCCUUGGCCCCUCCCCCCCAGCGAGGUCGUCCAGGUGAGGGCUGCACCUGCUUCAGCGGGAUGUGUUCCCUGCACCAGCGCCGCCUGGCCACCGGCAACCCCCACUACUCCUCGGGUCAGAUGACCUCGUCGCCCCUGGGCUCGCCCACGUCCCACCGGGGGAUGCACCCGUCGCUGCUCAGCCCGGGCUCCAUGGGCCCCCAGGGGCCCCUGCACUCCCCCAUCAGCAGCCUCAGCUCCCCCAUCAACGGCCUGGGCUCGCCGUUCUCCGUCAUCAGCUCCCCCAUGGGCCCGCACUCCAUGACGUCGCCCGGCAUGGGCUACGGCCCCAGCGUCAGCCCCCAGAUGUUCCAGCUGAACUCGCCCCUCAGCAGCUCGGAGGACAUCAAGCCCCCGCUGGGUCUGAACGGCGUCAUGAAGGUCCCCGCCCAGCCCUGCGGGACGCCGCUGUCCCUCACCAAACACAUCUGUGCCAUCUGCGGUGACCGCUCCUCAGGUAAACACUACGGCGUGUACAGCUGCGAGGGCUGCAAGGGCUUCUUCAAGAGGACGGUACGCAAGGACCUGACCUACACCUGCCGGGACAACAAGGACUGCAUCAUCGACAAGCGCCAGAGGAACCGUUGCCAGUACUGCCGAUACCAGAAGUGUCUGGCCAUGGGCAUGAAGAGAGAAGUGUUGUUACACGCAGCCGUUCAGGAGGAGCGGCAGCGGGCCAAGGAGAGGAGUGACGGAGAGGUGGAGUCCAGCAGCAGCUCCAACGAGGACAUGCCGGUGGAGAAGAUCCUGGAGGCGGAGCAGGCCGUGGAGCCCAAGACCCACACGUACACCGAGACCAACCUCGGGGCCCCGUCCAGCUCGCCCAACGACCCGGUCACCAACAUCUGCCAGGCGGCGGACAAGCAGCUGUUCACGCUGGUGGAGUGGGCCAAGAGGAUCCCCCACUUCUCAGAGCUCCCCCUGGACGACCAGGUUAUCCUGCUGCGAGCAGGGUGGAAUGAGCUGUUGAUCGCCUCCUUCUCCCACCGCUCCAUCUCGGUGAAGGACGGGAUCCUGCUGGCCACCGGGCUCCACGUGCACCGCAACAGCGCACACAGCGCCGGCGUGGGCGCCAUAUUCGACAGGGUGCUGACAGAGUUGGUGUCCAAGAUGAGGGACAUGCAGAUGGACAAGACAGAGCUGGGUUGCCUCAGAGCCAUCGUCCUCUUCAACCCAGAUUCGAAGGGUCUCUCCAACCCGGGGGAGGUGGAGGCCCUCAGGGAGAAGGUGUAUGCGUCUCUGGAGGCCUACUGCAAGCAUAAGUACCCUGAGCAGCCGGGCAGGUUCGCCAAGCUGUUGCUACGGUUACCGGCGCUGCGCUCCAUCGGCCUCAAGUGCCUGGAGCACCUCUUCUUCUUCAAGCUGAUCGGGGACACGCCCAUCGACACCUUCCUCAUGGAGAUGCUGGAAGCACCACAUCAGAUGACAUAGGGAUGGCGAGGGAAGGCGGGACUUCCUCUCUGGUCCUCCAAUCCCCUGCCUGGUCAUCAUCCUCAUCGUUGUCAUCGUCUUAUUGGACGCCACCACACCAGCGCCGCCCUCCCGCCCCCCCUGGACCUAUCAGGCAUGGGAGCAGUGGGGUAGGGGGAGGGGUCCUGUGACUCCCCCCCCGGCCCGGUGAGGGACAUCGCGCUCAUGCACGUUGCGCCGGACCCCUGGGCGUGGACAGCCUCGAUGCCCGUUAGCCGGUCGCCACGGUUACCGUGGAUGUGCGUUGAAAUGCGCUGCGAUGAGGUGGGGGGAGCGAAACAGAAGAUGAAUUCAUAGUGUCUUUUUUUUGGGUUUGUUGCUCUGUUUUAUACCUUGUAAAAAUAUAUAAAUAAGAAAUAUAUAUAGACAUAUAUAUAUUAAAGUGAGAGACACCGACGCGCAUGAGACGCUAAAAGACUGAGAUGGACCCGAAUGAACUGGACGGAAUGUUUCUCUUUCUUUUCUCCCGACUGAAGGAAGAUAUACCAGCGGUUUACGGCGAUCAGGAAUAAAGACAAACCCUUAGCUUUGCUUGUUUGCAGACAUGUUCCUAGCAGUGAUGACGUCACCCCUGGACGCUCUCUAGAGUUGUGGACGAGACAAUCGUGUUCUGGAGACCGCCGGUCGGUCAGCGACACGUGCCGACCGACUCGAACCCGGACCCUACGAAACCCCGGGUAUACCGUCUGUCAGGACCUUAGCAUCUCUCUCUCUCUCUCUCUCUCUCUCUCUCUCUCUCCCGCCCUCUCACUCUCUCGCUCUUUCUCUCUCUCUCUCUCGCGCUUUCUCG